CGAAAUCAGGAUAUUUGGAGAGAGAAGGAAAGUAACACGUUGGUGCAACAUUGUAUGAAAUUUAGGAACAUAACUUGUAUCUUAUUCUGAGCAACAUUGAUGAAAGCAACGUAUAUAUUUUUCCUUACAUGUUGCAGUAAUCAGGGCGGUAGAGAUGUUACUGGUCACAGGAUGUGGUGAUGAGGCAAUCAUCUGAAGGACUAUUCCUCUUUCGCCCUGCUGCGAGCGGUCGGAGGUAACAGAGACCGGUCGUCAGGCAACACCCAUAUCUGGAGGCGAGUCGAGCAAACUCAGACAGGAUGGCGUCACAGGAAGGGGGGGAGCCUCCUCCUAACGGCAGCCAAUCAGACAGCCGGUUGAAGAGCAAGAAGCCGCCCAGUCUGGUCAUAGCCAUCCCUGCCCCAGAGGGAGAAGAGCGGGUUGAAGAGGGAGCUGAAACAGUCAAGCAGCCCCUGCGUUCGUCCCUGAAGAAGAGCGAGAGCCUGCAGCAGGCCAGUCCUCUGUCUGACAGUGGUACUGAUUGUGGUGGUGGAGGAGGUUACAAUGUUGGGGACAGGAGGGCAGCCUUCCACAGACAGACCUCCCUGUCUCAGAGCAUACGCAAGGGUACAGCCCAAGCUACAGCCCAGGCAGCAGGUUGGUUCGGGGUGGGUGAGGACUGUGAGACCAAGCAGCAACUAUGGCAGAAGAAGAGCCUGCGCCACUGCAGCCAGCGCUACGGCAAGCUCAAGGCCCAGUACAGAGAGCCAGAGCUCCCCAUCAGCAUGGACCAGGGCCUGGACUCACCCGCCGCAAACAAGAUGCCCAAGAUUGUGGACCCCCUAGCUCGGGGGCGAGCGUUCCGUUACCCGGAUGAGACGGACCGACCUCCACGUACCCCCCACACGGGACCCGUCACCCCGGGGUUUACCUCCCUGUCCUCCUUCACCUCCCAGCGCUCGGGGGGCUACGCCCGUCUGCCCCAACGCAAGAGGGAGUCUGUCGCUCGCAUGAGUAUACGAGCAGCGUCCAACCUGCUCAGGGGUCGUUCGGGUCUCGUGGGCUCCCAGACCGGUCGUAGUUUCCCCCGGCGGAGCUUCGCCCGGCCCAGCUGGCUGGAGGAGGACACCGUGGACUCGGCAGACACUCACGGGUCCGUCUUCUUCAGCAAGGUGGAUGCCCAUGAGGAGUUAUACUCCAUGGCUGAUGAUGUGUUCGAGUCGCCCCCUAUGUCGGCUUCCUACGGAGACCACCAUGAGCCCUACCAGAGCCUUAGGGACGUGUCUAAAACCCCCACCAUGCAUAUUGAGAAGGCCGGGUCACAGCAGCGGGGGCGUCGUAUCGCCUCGCAGGUCAAGCACUUUGCCUUUGACAAGCCCAAGCGGCAGUACGGCAUGGGCGUGGUGGGAAACUGGCUCAACCGCCACUACCGCCGCAGCAUCAGCAGCCAGGUGCAGAAACAGCUGGACGACUUCAGCAGCCACAGACCGUACUUCACCUACUGGAUCACCUUUGUCCACGUGGUCAUCACCAUCCUGGCCUGUGCUACCUAUGGCUUUGCCCCGGUGGGGUUCGCCCAACACUCCACCUCUGAACUGGUGUUGAAGAACAAAGGCAUCUAUGAGAGCGUCAAGUUCAUCCAGCAGGAGAACUUCUGGAUCGGCCCCGGCUCUGAGGACCUAAUCCACCUUGGAGCCAAGUUCUCCCCGUGUAUCCGCAAGGACAGCCAGAUAGUCAGUCUCAUCCAGAAAGCCAAGGACCAGGAGAGAGAGUCAGGCUGCUGUGUACAGAACGACAACUCAGGCUGUGUCCAGACCCUCAGCAACGACUGCUCGGAGUCAUUGGCCACCUUCAUGAAAUGGAGGGAUGAAGAUGUGGACAUUCUGAGGUCGUCAGGCUCUGUGUGUCACCAGGACCCCAGGACCUGUGAAGAGCCCGCCUCCGCAGAGCCUCACAUCUGGCCCGAUGACAUCACACAUUGGCCGAUCUGUACCUCCCCCCGCAAGACGAACCUGACAGGCUACAGACACAUGGACUGUAACCUCAAGGGGCGACCCUGCUGCAUAGGAACUAAGGGCCGGUGUGAGAUCACUACGAGAGAGUACUGCUCCUUCAUGCACGGUUACUUCCACGAGGAGGCCACCCUCUGCUCCCAGAUCCACUGCCUGGAUGAUGUGUGUGGCCUCCUGCCCUUCCUCAACCCUGACAUCCCUGACCAGGUCUACAGGCUGUGGCUCUCCUUGUUCCUACACGCAGGCCUCCUCCACUGCCUGGUGUCCGUAGUGUUCCAGAUGACUAUCCUGAGAGACCUGGAGAAACUGGCUGGCUGGGUCCGCAUCUCCCUCAUCUACGUCCUCUCUGGCAUCACCGGCAACCUGGCCAGCGCCCUCUUCCUCCCCUACAGAGCUGAGGUUGGCCCAGCUGGCUCCCAGUUCGGGCUGCUUGCCUGCCUGUUUGUGGAGCUCAUCCAGGGCUGGCAGAUGCUGGAGAAGCCGUGGAAGGCCUUCCUCAAGCUGGUGGGCAUCGUCUUCUUCCUGUUCCUGUGUGGCUUGUUGCCCUGGAUCGACAACAUCGCCCACAUCUUCGGCUUCCUCAGCGGCCUGCUGCUCUCCUUCUCCUUCCUGCCCUACGUGACGUUCGGCGACUUCGACAAGUACCGAAAGCGUGUCCUCAUCCUGCUAUCGCUGCUGGUCUACCUGGGCCUGCUCUCCUCGUUGGUUGUCUGGUUCUAUAUCUACCCCAUCAACUGGCACUGGCUGGAGCACCUCACCUGCCUGCCCUUCACCGGCAAGUUCUGCGAGAAGUACGACAUCGACCAUGUGGUGCACUAGAAUAGCACUCACUAAAGCGCUAACAGCUAAUGCUAGCUGGCUAUUGAACCUGGACAUUCACUAAAGCGCUAACAGCUAAUGCUAACUGGCUUUAGAACCUGGACAUUCACUGAAGCGCUAACGGCUAAUGUGAGCUGGCUUUAGAACCUGGACAGGAAGCGCAGUGGAAAAUACUUUUAAGGGAAACGGAACUUAAAGGGAGAGCGCACCUGGUUCAUAUGCCCGUAAGCACCCAGGGUAUCUACGCACAUUGCCUUCAAGACUGUACAGCUAUGCUAGUUCCUCUGGAGAGAACGACUCAGUCUGAGCGUGGCGUUAAAGUGGACUUGGAAGACGACAGAGGAUAUCCUGCCCUGUCGUUUCAUAAACUGUCACCUUAAUACUACAGAGGCCUCUUAUUUGUUACCUUUUGUACUCAUUUUCUACAACACUGGAUGUAUCUAACACUACGUGAUAUAGCAUUUCAUUAUGUUCAAAUACUUUGAAUUAGCUGUUCAUGUGAGCAUUUCACUAUGGUAUUGUAUACAGUUUGUCACUGGCUGGAGCGUUGUUUCAACUUGAACCUAGUUUUGUGUGCUUUUCAUGACUUUUCCAUGGCACUUUUUUGGGGGGGGACCAGUUAAGUGUUAAGAAUUCCAUCCAAUAGCAGUUACCUUUCACAAUGAAUUAUACCGUACAGACAGUGUCAAUAAAAUAGUGUUAUUGUAUCUGUAAAUGAUGCUUGUUCUUCAUCUGAAGGAUUGGUCUGACCUUCCAAAUCCUGCCUUCCAAUCUGCCUAGGUUAUUUAUGGCAACUGUAGGUGCUUGAUAAAUAUACAUCUAACUAAUUCCAAUUGAACUGCGUCACUGCCCCAAAGACAAGCGGUUGGCCUUACGGAAGGCUUUUCAGUGUAAGUGCACUACUAAUUAAACACGUUGACUUGUUUUGGCCAUAAUUGUGGCGUUUCACUGGACACUGUGGUAUAGGUUUGAUACGCAAACGUUAAUUAAACGUAAUAUCGUAAGAUUAUAGGAUCUGACUGACCGUCCAAAAGGCAGUAUGUGAUCUGAUAGAGCAAACUAGAAAGUCCAUGUUGUUUCACUUCAAACUACGAUGUGCUUGCACUAUAUCUCUACAGUAAUAUAUAUAUAUAAUAAUUAUAGCACUUCAGUGCUAUCAAAGCAAAUUACUUAUCAAUGUGUUAUGCGUAUAUAUUUAAAAAGCGAACGAGAAUCCAUGUACUGUGUGCCUUGAUCAAUGGCCAUUGAUUCAAGAAAGGCUGCUAGUCACUCUUGCCAUUUACAGAUAUCAAAAUGGCCAACAGAGUUUCUGCCAUCCCGGCCUGCUCCUGGUCUCUUGGAUUAUGACUCUCUCCUCUGGCAGCUGUCCACUCUUCACUGCUUAGGACGUUUCCUGAGAGGUGGAUUACUGCGGUGAUGUGGAUUAUUUGAGCAGGAUUUACUAUGCUUUGUUAAGUCACUUUACACACCAGCAGUCAACUGGUGGCGUUAAUGGCCGACUAUGUCAAUAACGUGCAAUUCUUCGCAGGUGUUGGUUGGACGAUCGUUGAGUACAGUUUUACAUUGUUUUGUCAUUUGGGCAUUUAAAUGGUUGUGACCCCAUUUCAUUUGCUAGGAAUCUGUCCCUCUUUUCUUUUUACAUGAACACUUUAGCACAGUCUGCUCCUCUUCAUAGGAAUUCACCGUGCCUUCUGAAAUGUGUGUAACCCUUGAAUUUGAGUGUCUGUAAAUCGGCAAGCAUAAAUGCAUAAGUCUGUAAAUGCAUUUGGACCAAAUUGAUUAGUUAUUUAUUGGAAUAAAAAAGUACUUAUACUUUGGAAUUUGCUCUUUUACUGAGAUAUUGUGAUAUUAUUGUUGCAGUUUUUAAGAUAUUACCCUUACGUGUAUGUACAAAUUCAAACGAUGUUCUUAAAAAUAAAUGUAAAUGUCAUAAUGUUUUCCCUUGUCUGUCUUGAGCUCAUAGAUUCAACUACCGGUAACCUUUUGUGAAAAUGGCUUGAGGAACUACUUCUUUGGAUCUAUGCUUCUGAACUAUUUCUCUUGACAAUCGCAUUCAGCCGGGUAGCGUGUUGGUGCUUGAAAAGCUAGGAAUAGAAAUACUGUUGUAGAUUCACCCUCUUCAAGAGAGAUUUACUCCACAACUUUAAUCUCUGUGGGUCCAGUUUUUGCAAACUGAGAAGUUGAAAACAAGUUGCUUUGUCUUCUAAAUCUGGCAUUUGUUAAUCAUAGAAACCCUACAGUGUAAUGCAUUUCUACAUUCCAAGUGAAAGGGAAACAGUCAGAAACAGAAAUGUUUGAAAAAUAGUUUAUUUUCAAAAUGUUAUAAAA
Messenger RNA from Salvelinus fontinalis (brook trout), 5138 nucleotides. RefSeq names its product inactive rhomboid protein 2-like. Gene Ontology annotation, molecular function: serine-type endopeptidase activity. Gene Ontology annotation, biological process: regulation of epidermal growth factor receptor signaling pathway; regulation of protein secretion. Gene Ontology annotation, cellular component: endoplasmic reticulum membrane. Lineage: Eukaryota; Metazoa; Chordata; Actinopteri; Salmoniformes; Salmonidae. The coding region runs from base 300 to 2810 and encodes 836 amino acids. The record is from RefSeq and is a predicted model, not a curated record. The transcript is spliced from 18 exons.